CGAGGCUGCUUUGUUUUUUAACAUCAUAGCUAGUCUGCGCUGCCGACCUUGUGCUUGGAGAAACUCGCUGUUUGUUUUAAAAUACCUCAGUAGAUAAACUAAGGAAAUGGAGGCUAAUUCUUCAGCUAACAAGCAUCCACCUAGAAAUGGGCCGCAGUCCAAUCCAAAGAGAAAUUCCAGGAGAAAGCAGCCGCAGCAUUCUGCUGAUAUAGUGUUCUCCAAAGGGGCAACUAUCCAGACCCUGCCCGCUCUCAGCAAACAGUUGAAGGGGCUCACAGAGUGUGUCAUUGGUCUUCAGUAUGUGUGGGAGUACCGUAGCCCCAGUAAAUCUGUCCCACCACACUACCAGUGCAAACUCUGUGCCGUCUCCCGCUUGCAGCAUGAUAUGCUUGCCCAUGUGAAAGGCUGGAAACACAGCUUCAGAUAUUUGAAAAAGGUGCACCCUAACAAGGUAACCCAUGAAGAGGAAGAGGCCAUCAGGGACCCUGCUGUAAGAAAAACCAUUAAAGAAGUUUCAGCCGAGGUGGAGAAGACUGAGGGAAGAGGACAAAUCAAGGUCAUUCUGAAGGAGCCAUAUGAAGUUCUUGCUUUUAAGGGACUCCGUUCUGCAGCUCCUAAAGCUACGGCUCCACUUGUGCCAGGGAUGGGACCUAAGGGACCGCCACCCUAUGGUCCCUCAGGACCCAGGUUCUCCGACUCAAGGUUUUCAGGGGAGUUUCCUCCUCAGCGAGGACUUCUCUCUGACUAUCCAGGGGCAGAGUAUGGGGAGCCCGGCUUUGGAGGCUACGAUUACCCGACCAGACAAGAGUCCCUCGGCUCGGGUAUGGAUCAAAGACCUUACCCAGAUGGUAUGGGUCAUCGUCCAGCUGGGAUCAGAGACAGUUUUGGAUCAGGUGGUGGAAAAGGUGGCUAUGGAAGGGGUGGAUUGCUGGAGGACCCGGUCAGUAUGUAUCCUGAUGAGUACCAUGGCAACCAAAUGCGGAGGAGCCAGAUGAACAGACCAAUGGACAAGGCACUGGAGAGACCAGGCUUGAUGGGAGCUGCUCCAGAAACUAGCAACCUUCCUAAUACACUCCUCACUUACCUGGAUACUUUCCGGAUAGAGAAUGAGAGUGACGCACAGCUGGUGCUGAAGGUGACACAGAAACUGACAGAUGUGCUGAUGGACUACAGACUGAGGAGCGUAUCGUCGGGUUCUAGUCUGAACAGCUUCUCCAUGAACUCCACAGGUUUCUCCUCUGAAACCCCCAAAUUGAUGGGCAGUAGCGAUCCAUUCUCAGGUCCAUCCAGGUACUCUACGGGACCCAAGUAUUACAAAUGAAAAUCACAAGCAAUCCAUUGAUCAUCUUAUGCCUCGCUCCUAUGUGCGCAUCGAUUAUGACCGGGCAAAAUUUGAAAAUGUCGAUUUCAUAAUUUCUUUUUUUACACUGAUGCUUUUAGGCAUAUUUUUUGUUGCUACUUAGUGGUCUUCCUUUUUUAAUGUUUGUAUCUAUUUUAGAAUAUGUAAAGAUUAAAGACUUGGGAAGUAAAACAAACUACAUGUGUUCACCAGUUGUAACUCAACAUAAGUGUAUGCCUAUUCUUUAUUUUCCAAGACCCUGUUCUAUUAAAAUGAAUGAAGGAAAUUA
Trematomus bernacchii (emerald rockcod) is the source of this 1628-nucleotide messenger RNA. RefSeq lists its product as uncharacterized. The record is from RefSeq and is a predicted model, not a curated record. NCBI's taxonomy places the organism in Eukaryota, Metazoa, Chordata, Actinopteri, Perciformes, Nototheniidae. Gene Ontology annotation, molecular function: double-stranded RNA binding; single-stranded RNA binding. The transcript has 12 exons. The coding region runs from base 107 to 1321 and encodes 404 amino acids. Gene Ontology annotation, cellular component: precatalytic spliceosome.